This is a messenger RNA of Podarcis raffonei (Aeolian wall lizard), 1048 nucleotides long. RefSeq names its product apolipoprotein O like (gene APOOL). Bases 104 to 976 code for a protein of 290 amino acids. The record is from RefSeq and is a predicted model, not a curated record. Gene Ontology annotation, biological process: cristae formation. Gene Ontology annotation, cellular component: MICOS complex. The transcript has 9 exons. Lineage: Eukaryota; Metazoa; Chordata; Lepidosauria; Squamata; Lacertidae.
UUUAUCAUCCUACCUUCUGCCCCCUCCUCUGCCCUGCCUCCCCUCCCAGGAAAGGCUUCGUGAGGCACCCUCCUUUUGAGUGGGCAGCGCUUAAAGGGCACAGAUGGCAUACAGCAUAGCAAAAUGGGUGGCUUUUCCUACAGCCUUGGCAGGUGCAUCUAUUGUACAUGCUGCAUCUGAAGAGGAACCAGAAUCUCGUCGCAUGAAGGCACAUCAGCUUCCUAUUUAUAAUGCACCACCUCUUAAUUCAAGAUACAUUGAUGAAAAGCCUGGCCGCUUGCAAAGUAGGAUUUCAUCAGUAAGAAACACAACAAGUUACUAUGUCAAUGGGUGCAAGGAUGCUUAUCUCUUUGUCAAAAAUGGGAUAAUAUCAUCUGUACAGUUUGGAAAAGAUGCCUAUGUUUACCUGAAGAAUCCACCUCCAGAAUUCCUUCCCAAAGUUGGUGUGAUUACAGUUUCAGGACUGACUGGGCUAGUCCUUGCAAGAAAAGGAUCUAGAUUUAAGAAGAUUUGCUAUCCCUUUGGACUCUGCACAUUGGGCAUAUCUGUUUGCUAUCCAGCUCAGUCAGUAAUUAUUGCAAAGGUAAUAGGUGGAAAGGCCUAUGCUGCAAGCCAUAAAACCUAUGAAGCAAUAGGAUCGCUAUGGACCAAAAAGUCCACUACAGAAGUUCUACUCACCCAGGAUAAAGAUACUCAGCAGCAAGUACUUGGAGCAGUUCCAGGAACAGACCAUAUUGUCUCAGAAGCUCGGAAGAUAGCCCUUGAAUCAGAAGAAAAGGUGAAAUCAUCACAAAUGCAAUUUCAUGCAGAGAAGACACUUCCGCAGACAGAUUCUGUUCCUUUGAUAGCUGAAGCGAAACCGCCAAGUGUGAGAUCAGAUGUGUUGAAGGCAACAAAGUUUAAACCAGACCCCAGCCUCAUGGACCAUGGCCAGUCCAGCCCAGAAGAUGUGGAUAUGUACAGUACCAGAAGCUAACAGAGCACAAACUCCCAAAAAUUUUGGAUUACAAUAAUGAUGGGAGAUUAAAAUGGGGGAAGUUGUGAUCUA